CUUUGUCCAAUUUGUAGGCUUUUACCGGCUAUAAGUUAAUUCAGUCUUGUUUAUAUUUUUAAAACGUUCGGUUGUGUUUUUUGUCUGUUGAAAGCCAGACAAACCAGCGUAAGAUUUUCAGUAUAUUUUGCAAUCUAUUGAAGUGUUCAAAGUUUUCAGAGCCAUUUUUUCAAUUUAUAACCCAUUAUGGAUCGGGCGUCUAUUUACUUCAUGGACGAAAGUCAACAAAAUACUUACGAUUUUGAUGAAGAAUUACCACCGCUUCCCCUGCCAGAUUUACACGAUACUAUGCAAAGAUAUUACGAAAGUGUUAAACCUUUUGGAACUGCAGAAGAGUUGGCUGUUACACGUAAAGCUAUAGAGGAUUUUGAAAAUGGUAUUGGGUCUGAAUUACAUGGUAAACUAAAAGAACGGGCAGGCAAAUUAAAAAAUUGGCUAGGUGAAUGGUGGGAUGCCUAUGCUUAUCACAUGCUAAGAUUACCACUAAAUCCCUAUAUUGUAAUGGCUAUGCCCGUCAAAUUGGAAGUUAUUGGUCUUACUGAAACUCCAGAAAUGGCCUUAAAGAAUUUAGCACGUUUUGCUUAUCACACUAUUGAAUUUUGGGAUUUACUGCAUAAGGCCACGAUUAAACCGUUAUCUUCAAAUGGUGGUAAAAUUAAGUAUUCCUCUGCUUUGUAUAAACGUUUCUAUUCCACCAGCCGUAUUCCAGGUUUAGAAAUUGAUCACAUAGAAUCGCAUUUCAAGACUGUUAAAGAUGGUAAAACACCCUCCCACUGCUUGGUUUCGGGUAAAGGUCGUAUUUUCAUGUUUGAUUGCUUACAUCCCAGCGAUGGUACCUUAAUUACUCCUCUAGAAAUUUUAGUGGUACUUCAAAGAAUACGCAGUAUUUUAGAUUACGAACCAAUGGGUGAUUGUGUACCAGUUUUAACACAUGAUGAUCGUACUAGUUGGGCAGAGAAUCGCACACGUUUAUUAGAGCUGUCGCCCAAUAAUAAAGACACUUUGAAAUUGAUAGAAAGUUCUUGUGUAGUUUUAGUGCUCGAUGAAAAUGAGCCGCGGGACUAUGCCGAAAUUUCACAAGCAGCCGUAUAUGGUGAUUAUCAUUCAAAGUGGGGUGAUCGUAGCAGUACCUUAAUCAGUUACAAAAAUGGAAAAUUCGCUUGUGUGGGAGAGCAUUCCUGUUAUGAUGGCACUGUUAGUGUUAGCUACAUUUUGUUUAUACAACUAAGUUUAAUUGAAGAACCUGAACCCAAUUGGGAUGAAUGCAAUUUGAUGCCUUUGGUACCAAUAAGAGAAAUAAAAUUUGUAUUAAAUGACAAAUUGAGAUCGGAAAUAGAACGCGUUAAACAGGCUUGUGAUGAAAGAGGUCAUGAUGUUUUAAUCACUCAUGAAUUAUUUGAAGAUUAUGGUAAAGAAUAUAUUAAGACAUGUAAAUUACAUCCAGAUUCUUUUGUACAAGUCAUUAUGCAAUUAGCAUACACAGAAAUGCACGAAGAGAUUGCUUCCACUUAUGAAACUGCUUUGAUGCGUCAUUAUUACAAUGGACGCACAGAAACCCUUAGAUCUUGCACUAAUGAAGUAUACAAUUUUAUACAAAUUGCACGUAAUACAAAUUCGUCAAAAGCAGAAAUUGUUAAUGCUUUUCGCAAAGCCGUCAAUCAUCAUAACCAUAUGAUGAAUGAAGCCCGCAAAGGGCAUGGAAUUGACCGUCAUUUGUUCGGUUUAUGGUGUACAGCUUACGAAAAUAAAAUUGAUAUACCAGAUUUCUAUUCAGAUCCACUAUAUUUGAAAUCAGGGGGUGGUGGUAAUUUUGUCUUAUCUACCAGUACUUUGGGUUAUUCAGUAAAUGUGGGCUUCGUUGCACCUAUGGUGUUGGAUGGAUAUGGCGUCUUUUAUACCAUAACAGGAGAACACAUUUUUAUACAAACUUCUGCUUUUCGUGAUAGUCAGAAAACUAGUGCCCACAAAUUUAAUCAACACUUUAUAAAUGCAUUCCGUAAAAUGAAGUCAUUACUAGAAGAAGUGUCACAGUCAAAACUAUAAUCCAGUGUGUAAAGUUAACCAUAUUAAUAUACAUAUGUAGUUGUAAGUAGUUUAAGUUAUAUGUAUAAUUGGUGCCGUGCAAUAAUUACAAAUCUGAGUGUAUAAUAUUUUAAUAUUUUUUGAAUUUUGAAAAUACCAAUAAUUGUCUACUUUUAUAAUUUAAGAUAAAUUUUAAUAUAUUCAUAGGCAUAUCCAGUUUAAUCGAGUGUGUAUUUUUUAUAUUAUCUGUAUUUAUCUACAUGAAAUAGCAUUUAAAUAAAUUUGUAUAAAAAUAUUAUGUUAUAACUAUUUUUUAUAACUCUUUAUUUAACUGGCUCUGUUAUAUUCUAAGUAAGGUUAAACAUUUUGAACCAUUUCGAAAGUUCGAAGUUCAGUUUAAAUUUGUAAGUUCUGAAAAUAAUCUCUAGAUUAGAAAGAUUUUUAAUGUUUGAAAAUUUAAAUCAUCUCUAAAACAUGUUAAAAUAAUCUCUUAAUUUUGAGGAUUCAUAAAAGUUUUAAAAACAAAUUCGAAAUAUUUAUGAAUUUCUUUUAAACAGUUUUUUUAAAGCAUAAAAAUAUUGUUAAAAUGUAAAAAAAUUUUUAUCUUAUUUAUUAUUUUCAAACAAUUUUAUUUUAAACGAAAACCAUUUUAUGUCUUUAUCGCAAAGUCUAUAUUCGACUUUUAACCUUCUCAAAAAUUCGAAUUAAAAAAAAUCAACUCUCCACAAAAAAAUAACGCAUUCAAUAGACUUCACGCAAUAAAAUAUGCUUUUUGGAACAAAUUAGUAUAAAAAUAUAAAUAAACCUUUGAAAAAAGUAUACUUUACUAAAGUAUUGAACAGCGCUAAGUUCGAAACUGGAAUCAGGAUUUAUCCGUUUUAAAUUAAAAAUUUACUCGAAUUCAGUUUACAGACAAAAACAAAAAACUCUUUAUAAAGACCGUUUAUUAAAAUCGUUCAUUUUAUUUAAUUUUCAAUUAUUUAAAACAUUCAUUUAUAAUUAAAUUUCAAUAUUAUUUAAUUCAAAAUUCAUUUUAAUUUAUAUUAAUAACUUCAUUUUUUUUUGCUUCAAAAUACAGUAUGUAUAUAGAAAGGGUAUUUAAUUAUACAUAUAGACGUAAUGCUUAAUUUUUCUUCUUAAUUUUUUACUUCGAAAUCGUGCUAACAAUUAUAUUUUUCUUUAUCUGGUUUGUAAGUGAUAGCACAGUGUUAUUAAUAAAAAGUACAUAAAUUUUAAAUUAUGUAUAGAAAAUUAUUUAAAUGAAAAUUAAACAAAGAAAAAACUAUAAAUUAAAAUAUGAAAAA
Messenger RNA from Lucilia sericata (common green bottle fly), 3326 nucleotides. RefSeq names its product peroxisomal carnitine O-octanoyltransferase. NCBI's taxonomy places the organism in Eukaryota, Metazoa, Arthropoda, Insecta, Diptera, Calliphoridae. The coding region runs from base 187 to 2043 and encodes 618 amino acids. Gene Ontology annotation, cellular component: peroxisome. Gene Ontology annotation, molecular function: carnitine O-octanoyltransferase activity. The record is from RefSeq and is a predicted model, not a curated record. The transcript is spliced from 9 exons.